AUGAAGAGGAUUCUAGUAUUCCUGUUGAUCUCCUACCUGUCCGCGUGUCUGGCGAAUCCGUUGGAGAAGCUCGACAAGAUCAGCGUCCUCGAGCAGCAGUCUGUGACGCUAACGGAUCGAGCGAAAUACGAGGAGGAGUUGCUUCGUAAAUUGAACUCCAAGUGCUCUCAGAACGACGUGAGUAGCUGUGUGAUGCUGAAGCUUGUGACGUACAUGAACAAACUGCUGAAGAAGGCGUCGAUCGAGUUGACCGACGACAUCGAGAUCAGAAAAACUAGCCAAGCGUCCGAGGAGGUGAUCACAUUCGAAGCUGGUAGAAGCAAAGACGACGAAUCCGAGGUCCUCGACCUUGUAGCGAACAAGGUGUACGCGUUCGUCAAGUCUAGAAGCAUCAAAUGGAGGAUUCUUCCAGAAGACGACGUCGUUGUUUCCGCCUCGGAGGAUGAAAAUGGCUCGUUGAAUCUAGGCCUCUCCAUCGAACGAGCGGAUAAUGUUCCUGUUCAGGAUGGUCGUGGGAAGAAGAACAAUAACAUGGGGCCGCUGAUCGCUGCUGCGGUGCUGAAGAUCGGUCUGAUCGGUGGCUUGGCAUUUAAGGCACUCGCACUGUUGGUCGGCAAAGCGCUUCUUCUCUCCAAGAUCGCUCUCCUCCUGGCUGGUAUUAUCGGCCUGAAGAAAUUGUUCUCGCAACAGAAGCACGUGACGUACGAAGUGGUCGCACACCCUCAUCACAGCUCCAGCCAUACCUACAGUUCGGACCAUGGACACGGUGACAGUUACUCGAGCGGAUGGGCCAGAAGUUUCCAUGGUCAGAGCACGAUUUCCGGGCAAACGGACGCCCACGAUUUAGCCUACUCGGCCCAUGCUAAAUGA
Molecule: messenger RNA, 870 nt
Organism: Osmia bicornis bicornis
Lineage: Eukaryota; Metazoa; Arthropoda; Insecta; Hymenoptera; Megachilidae
Exons: 2
Coding region: 1-870 (289 amino acids)
Source: RefSeq, a predicted model, not a curated record